AUGGCGCCAUCUGCUGGCCAAAAUGUAGAGCUCAACCGGCGACGGAAAGGCGCUGUGGGUUUUAUUGAGAGAACGGAGACUGCUGGUGAAUUCCCAAGGGGGUUAAUUGGCGUUUUAUCAAGCCAGCUUUCGUUGUGUCUGCUUAAUAUUCAUCUCUCCAGGCUUCCCACCAGACUGCAAAAGCUGAGCUGCAACAUUCUGAACAGCAGUCCAGCUGUGAGGGGAGGUGCCCGUGGCAGGCCUCAGCUGACCCCGGAGAGGCCGUUAAUACCUGGCUGUCGCCUCCACAGUUGCUCAGAGGCAGAGAAGGGUGGCUUUGUAAGAAGAAGAAAAGAGAUCACUCUCUUUCCACCAUGUGAGGACCCAGCAAGAAGGUGGCUGUCUGCAAGCCCAGGGAGAGAGCCCUCACCAGGAAUCUGAUGGCACCUUAAUCUUGGACUUCCCAGCCUCCACAACUGUAAGAAAUAA
Rhinopithecus roxellana (golden snub-nosed monkey) is the source of this 468-nucleotide messenger RNA. It is a transcript of the gene MDS2, whose product is annotated as myelodysplastic syndrome 2 translocation associated. Lineage: Eukaryota; Metazoa; Chordata; Mammalia; Primates; Cercopithecidae. The record is from RefSeq and is a predicted model, not a curated record. The transcript is spliced from 4 exons.